This is a messenger RNA of Rotaria sp. Silwood2, 321 nucleotides long. The record is from the annotation of a GenBank genome assembly. Lineage: Eukaryota; Metazoa; Rotifera; Eurotatoria; Philodinida; Philodinidae.
AUGAAAUCAAGCUCGACAAUUAUCAAAAAUAUUCUUUUUGAAACAAUUGAAAAUCCUUUGAAUGAACAUUUUAAAGACAAUAUUUUAUCUCUUAUUAUAAAACAUUAUUAUCACACAACAAAUGACAAUGAUGAAUAUAUUUUGAUUUGUUUACAAGAACUUUCAAAUCGAGAACUCAUCAUAGCAGCAGUCGAUAUUGCUCUCAUUAAAUGUCGUUCAUCAAGGAGAUCGAAAGCGAUUCUUGGCAAUUUUCUUGAACGUAUGAAUGGUGAUUUUAUUCGACUUUAUCAUGUACUUAUGUUCAUUGUUGUUGAUUCAUGA